Pygoscelis adeliae (Adelie penguin) is the source of this 7735-nucleotide messenger RNA. RefSeq names its product retinoblastoma binding protein 6 (gene RBBP6). Gene Ontology annotation, biological process: mRNA processing; protein ubiquitination; ubiquitin-dependent protein catabolic process. Lineage: Eukaryota; Metazoa; Chordata; Aves; Sphenisciformes; Spheniscidae. Gene Ontology annotation, cellular component: nucleus. The record is from RefSeq and is a predicted model, not a curated record. Gene Ontology annotation, molecular function: ubiquitin protein ligase activity; nucleic acid binding; zinc ion binding. The coding region runs from base 1391 to 6442 and encodes 1683 amino acids. The transcript has 14 exons.
UAAUGUUGUAUGUGCUUUCCUAAACAUGUAGAGAAGGAAUGAUUAACUGGAGUGAGGAAUCAUCUUCUGCUUGUAGAUAUUUUUUUUCCCAGAGACUGCUAAAACUGCUCCCUUGAAUUCUUCCACUACAUUAGGUAAUAAAGGACAAGAGCUUUUUCCAAGGAAAGGUUUUAAUCUCUCUUCUGAUCAAUUCAGUGACCUCUUGAGGAGAGCUGUUCAGCUUGCAUUCUGAAAUUUAAUUCUACGUUUUUGAACAACUUAAGACAUAAUAAGCAGUGAUUCGAAUGUCUUCCUGAUAAUGUUUUACUAGUGUGAGCUUAACUGCUGCUUGUGGCAUAAUAUAAUUCAAUAUACUGGAAAAGGAGCUAGGUAAGUUAGCCUUUUUACUUGUGGAAAAACUGCACUUCAGUAUUAGUUCUCAAUGAACACUGCAGUCCAUUACUAACCAGUGGCCUGAGGACUUCAUUCCUGCAAGCUGUUCCAGUAGGUGGCUGGGAGGGAGGAGUGUGAUUGCAGUGGAGAAAAAAAUUACAGGGUUGUGCUCUGGAUCCAUGUUUUCAUCAUCAAGAGUACGCUUUACACUUUCUUGCUUUUGUUCAUUUAGUAGUGGGCUGCUAUUAAAAAUUGUUUUUUGUCUGAUAGCAAGGAAAAUACUAAAUUCUCACACUUCCCAAACUGAUUUGGGUAGUAUGGCCUGUGAUCUGAUAAAAUUUCUCAAUUUUUAUAGGCUACUCUGUCAUGAUAAACACCUUUAAAUAAUUCAAGCAGGUGUUUUUUUUUCUAGACAAAGUGGUGGGUUACUUCUAUGGCUGAUGUUUUGGAUUGGUGUUUUUAUUUGGGUUUUGUGGGGUAUGGGGAGUUUGGCAUUUUUAAACUUCCUGACAGGAUGGGCAGAGUUCAUGUUUCAGGGCUGAUAUGCCUGUACUUUAUUCUGACAGGCAACUACUGUGUUCAUAAAAGCAUAACCAUGUGCAUUUAUAAAUGAUGAGACAUUAACUGAUUGUUGUACAAACUACAAUGAAAAUAGGUUUCCUGUAGUGAUGCGUCCUUCUCAAAUAAACUUAAAUUUUUUUUUAAAUCCUCUUUAGCUGAAAACUGACAGCUUCCUUACCCCUUCGACUUUUAAGCAGUUGUGAGCAUUUGACAAGGGUCCCUCUCUGAGAUAUUCUGGAGCAAUAAGUUGAUCUCAAGCGGGUUUGGUUAUUUUAGUUUCUUCUCAUUAACCACAUAGGCACUCCUAAGCUGUCAUAGGUUUGGGCUUUGUUUUGAACAAAUACAAAUUGCACUGGGUUGGAAAUGCCUCUUUCAGGAACACUCAGAGGAUAUAGUGCAGACUUUCAGACUACAGUAGAGGUUAACGAUUGCUAUGUUUUGAUUGUAGAACUUGAAUAUGUGUUUAAUUUUUUGUGAACAGAUUGAUGACUCUUCUGCAUCUAUUUCUCUGGCCCAGCUUACUAAGACUGCCAAUCUGGCUGAAGCCAAUGCUUCCGAAGAAGAUAAAAUAAAAGCUAUGAUGACACAGUCUGGCCAUGAAUAUGAUCCAAUCAAUUACAUGAAGAAACCCUUGGGUCCACCUCCACCAUCGUAUACUUGCUUUCGUUGCGGAAAACCCGGCCACUAUAUAAAGAACUGCCCAACAAAUGGGGACAAAAAUUUUGAGUCUGUUCCCAGAAUUAAAAAGAGCACAGGAAUUCCAAGGAGUUUCAUGAUGGAGGUGAAAGAUCCCAAUACAAAGGGUGCUAUGCUGACAAACACUGGAAAAUAUGCAAUACCAACUAUUGAUGCGGAAGCUUAUGCUAUAGGAAAGAAGGAGAAGCCUCCCUUUUUACCAGAGGAGCCGUCCUCCUCCUCAGAAGAAGAUGACCCUAUUCCAGAUGAGUUGUUAUGUCUCAUUUGUAAAGAUAUAAUGACUGAUGCAGUUGUUAUUCCCUGCUGUGGAAACAGUUAUUGUGAUGAAUGUAUUAGAACAGCACUACUGGAGUCUGAGGAACAUACGUGCCCAACAUGUCAUCAGACAGACGUUUCUCCUGAUGCUUUAAUUGCCAACAAGUUCCUACGCCAGGCUGUGAACAACUUCAAAAAUGAAACUGGCUACACAAAAAGGCUCCGUAAGCAGAUUCAGCAGCAGCAGCAGCAGCAGCCACCACCACCACCGCCACCUCCACCACCCCUAAUGAGACAAACAAUAACGCGCAACCUGCAGCCUCUACUCCGGCCAACAAUUUCCAGACAGCAGGAUCCACUAAUGAUUCCAUUAGCUUCUCUGGCUUCUCGUUCUGCUGCUGCUUUGUCAUCGUUGGCCCCUGGUCAGUCACCUGUGGCAGCUGGGCUGCCAGUAAACCCGUCUUCUGUUGUUGUCUCUGAUCUCCCUCCAGCAGUGUCCCUAUCUCUUCGUGGUGAAAAGCCAGAUGGACCUUUUCGUGAUGCCGAUACUGUUAUACCUCCUGCUGCUCUGGUGACUGCCGCUGAACUCUCUAAAUCUUCCUCUCUGUCGAUCAGCAGUUUGUUGGAAGAGAAGGGUUAUCAGGUUCCUGUACUAAGACAACCAGCAUUACCAAGUCUUCUGGGCCCACAAGGACAAUCAAUACCCACAACUGGUCAUCCAAUGAGAGCCGGUACAAUUCGCUCAGCAGGUGGCAGACCAGGCUGGGAACUUAGUUCAAAUCGAGGACGCCCGCAUAGCGAACGUGCCCAAAGGACUCAGGCCCCAACACUGCCAGCAUCAGCACCAGUCUUUGUGCCUGUGCCUCCACCUCCCUUGUAUCCUCCACCACCCCACGCACUUCCUCUUCCACCGGGGGUGCCACCACCACAGUUUCCUCCUCAGUUUCCACCGGGUCAGCCUCCAUCUGCUGGGUACACUGUCCCCCCUCCAGGAUAUCCCCCAGCUCCUGCAAACAUGUCAUCAGCUUGGGUACCAACAGCAGUGCAAACGGCUCAUUCAAAUACCAUCCCAACGACACAGGCACCUCCUUUAUCUAGGGAGGAGUUUUACAGAGAACAACGGAGACUUAAAGAGGAGGAAAAGAAAAAGUCCAAACUUGAUGAGUUUACAAAUGAUUUUGCUAAGGAAUUGAUGGAAUAUAAAAAGAUUCAAAAGGAGCGUAGGCGUUCGUUUUCCAGGUCCAAGUCUCCCUAUAGUGCUUCGUCUUACUCUAGAAGUUCGUAUACCUACUCCAAGUCAAGAUCAGGUUCUUCCCGCUCCCGCUCCUACUCUCGAUCAUUUAGUCGUUCCCAUUCUCGUUCCUACUCGCGAUCACCACCGUAUCCAAGAAGAGGCAAAGGGAAGAGUCGUAACUAUCGUUCUAGGUCAAGGUCUCAUGGUUAUCACCGCUCAAGGUCAAGGUCACCCCCAUACAGAAGAUACCAUUCACGGUCAAGGUCUCCAGUGUUUAGAGGCCAGUCUCCCACUAAACGGACUAUACCUCAAGGGGAAGGAGAAAGGGAGUAUUUUAACAGAUACAGAGAAGUUCCACCAUAUGAUAUGAAGGCUUACUAUGGCAGAUCUGUUGACUUUCGAGAUCCAUUUGAAAAGGAAAGAUACAGAGAAUGGGAACGGAACUAUAGAGAAUGGUAUGAAAAGUUCUACAAGGGCUAUGCUGUUGGUGCUCAACCUCGACCUCCAGUAAACAGGGAGAACUUUUCUCCAGAGAGGUUUGGUCCACCUGGGACCAGACGAGAGAAUUCGCCAUAUGCUCGGGGACGUAGGGAGGAUUAUCCUGGUGGGCAGAGCCACAGAAAUCGUAAUAUAGCUGGAAAUUACCCUGAAAAACCUUCUGGAAGAGAGAGCCAUGGCAUCAAAGAUCCUACAAAAUCAAAAGAGAAGGAGGUGGAAAAUCCACUUGGAGAUGGUAAAGGAAAUAAGCAUAAAAAACACCGGAAGAGAAGAAAAGGGGAUGAGAAUGAAGGGUUUCCCAAUACUGAGUUGUUAGAAGGUGCAAGAAAACCAAGAGAGCCAGUUACAGCAGAAGAUGUUAAAACAGACUCUUUGUUCAUGCUUCCAAGCAGAGAUGAUGCCACCCCUGUGAGGGAUGAGCCUAUGGAAGCAGAUUCUAUUGCUUUCAAACCGGUGUCUGAAAAGGAGAAAAAAGAAAAGGAUAAGCCAAAAGCAAAAAUUGACAAGACAAAGCGGAAAGUGGAAGUGGCUGUUCCUCCUAAGAAAGACAAUAUAAUAAAACCAGCUAAAGCGUCCCAAGAGAAGGUGGACACCGAUCGUGAAAAAUCGCCUCGAACAGAACCUCCUGUGAAAAAAGUGAAGGAGGAGUUGCCAAAGACCGACAGUGUUAAAACAUCUUCCUCUCAAAAGGAUGAGAAGGCUCUUGGUACCCCACGGAAAGUUCACCCAAAAGUGACAAAAGAUCACCCAGAAACCAGACCAGCCAAGGAGGAAAAGGCAAAGAAGGACCAUCCAAAAGAAACCAAGUCGGAGAAGCCGUCCAACAAAGAGGACAAGUCAAAAAAACCUGCCGAAAAAAGCAAACCUUCUGAUGCAAAACCUGAAAAAAGAAAAAGAAAAGCAGAUGAAAAGGUUGAUAAAGAACAUGAAGCCACUUCCAUAAAGGCCUCUAAACCAGAAACUGCUGAAUCGAAAACGUCACCGAAGGGGAAGACCGAGCCUGAUGGCGAAAAAGGAGAGCGAACUCCAGAAAAGGAUAAAUCUGCUUUUCUUAACAACCCCGCAAAAAAGAUUAAACUUAACCGGGAAACUGGCAAAAAGAUUGUGAGUGGAGAAAAUGUGCCACCUGCAAAAGAACCUGUUGAGAAACCUGAGCCGAGCAGCAGCAAAGUUAAACAAGAAAAAGCGAAGGGAAAAGUGAGAAGAAAAGUAACAGCAGCUGAUGGAUCUAGUUCAACUCUUGUAGAUUAUACCAGCACUAGUUCUACUGGAGGAAGCCCCGUUAGAAAGACUGAAGAGAAGCCAGAUACAAAACGAACUGUCAUUAAGACCAUGGAGGAGUAUAAUAACGAUAUAACAGCCCCUGCUGAAGACGUCAUUAUUAUGAUCCAGGUCCCUCAGUCCAAGUGGGAUAAAGAUGACUUUGAGUCUGAAGAGGAAGACAUUAAAUCUACCCAGGUGCCCACAAACAUAGGAAAACCUGCUAGUGUUAUAAAAAAUGUGAGUGCUAAGCCACCGAACCCCAUAAAACACAAUGAAAAAGAGACGGAGCCUUUGGAGAAAACACAGAAAACUACAAAAGAGGCAAGUUAUGAAAGCUCCCAGCACGAUGCAAAAAGUUCAAAAAGUUCAAUGUCGAAUGAAAAAGGAAAAACCAAAGACCGGGAUCAUUCUUUGUCGGACAAGGACGCUUCUGAGAAGAGAAAGAGUAGUGUUCAGCCAGAAAAAGACCACUCAGAACGUGCAACUGAGCAAGGAAAUGGAAAAAAUACUUCUCAGUCUUCCAAAGAGAGCAGAUCUUCAGAGAAACAUGAUACUGGCCGUGGAUCCACUGCUAAAGAAUUUACUCCUAACCGAGACAAAAAAUCUGACCAUGAUGGCAACAGAGAUCAUUCUAGUUCCAAGCGUAGGGAUGAAAAGAGUGAAUUAGCAAGGAGAAAAGACUCCCCUUCUCGAAACAGAGAAUCUACAUCAGUACAGAAAAGUAAGCCGAGAGAUGAACGGGCAGAGCCGUCCAAAAAGGGCGCUGGAGAUGCCAAAAGGAGCAGCUACAGUCCUCCGCGUGAGCGGAAGCAGUCUGAUCACAAAGCUGCUCAUGAUUCCAAGCGUACGUUGGAGGAACACAAACCUCUAGAUAAAAAUUCAGGAAAAGAGAAAGAGAAGCAUGUACCAGAAGUAAAGAGCAAUAAAGAGAAAGAGCCAGGUGGUAAUAAACCACCUUUGAGACAAGAAUCACCAGAAGUAAAAAAUGAGAAAGAGAACGUGACUGGACAAAACGAUAAAAGUGUUGUCAAGCCCAAGCCUCAGGUAAGCAGCUCCUCGCGGCUCGCUUCCGAUCUAACUCGAGAGACCGAUGAGGCUGCGUUUGUACCAGACUACAAUGAAAGUGACAGUGAGAGUAAUGUAUCUGCAAAAGAUGAGGACGCUGCAGGAAAAAAUCCUAAAGAACCGAAAGAAAAGGCUGUUGAUAAGGUGAAAGAGGAUACGGCAGCACCUGCUGCAGUUGACCAGCCUGAAGCAAGCCGAAGUCAAAGUCAAAGCAGCCCCAGCGUUAGCCGCAGCCGUAGUCAAAGCCCUUCUGAGAGUCAGACUCGAAGCCACAGCAGCAGUGCCAGCUCAGGAGAGAGUCAAGACAGCAAGAAAAAGAAGAAGAAAAAAGAGAAAAAGAAGCACAAGAAGCAUAAGAAACACAAGAAGCAUAAGAAACACAUUGGAAAUGAAACGGAAUUGGAAAAGAGCCAAAAACACAAACACAAGAAGAAGAAAUCAAAGAAGAGCAAAGAUAAAGAGAAAGAUGACCAAAAAGUGAAAUCUGUCACUACAUAGAAUGACAGAUAACAAAAAAAUGACUUAAUUCCUAAGUCAUCUGUAUUAAAUUUUGUUAAAAUGUAAACGAAUUCGAGCGUUGUAAAUAAUGACAUGAAAGACCCUGUGCUGCACUUAAAAUAUUGCUGCUUGAUUAUUUGAUUUUUACAUCAGAGCUUUAUAAAAGUGAACAUUUUGUACAGAAUUGUGAGUUGUGACCAUGUAACAUGAAAGGUUUUGCUGGGGCAUCUUAUUUUUAACCACUGUUAAUUAGUUUGGGUGGAGUUUACUGUACUGUGAAAAUUUUCACAUUUGACUUUUUUUUUAAUUGCCUGGCAGAAGAAGCUGGUAUCAGUUAUAAAAUAUCAGCAGAAUGAUUUGCAGAAUACAUUACAGCCCUGUUAUGUCACUUUUUGAUUACAAUAAAAAGUUUUCAGUAAACUAUCCAAUGUGAUGAGAUUUCCAGCGAUAGCUGAACCAUUAGCAGAGAAGAGGCUGGUGACGGAAAAAAGCUACCGUGAAAGCUUGCUGGUAGCUAACGUGUAUGAAAAAUAACGUAUCAGCGGGUUUAAUUUUGAAAAGCCUGGUUAGGACUUUAAAUCUUCUGAACUGAUGCAGAGUGGGGAGUGCUGCCAAGAGGGGCACUUUCUUCGUGUGCCAAGUAGACUUGUUUUUAUAUUGUAAAAGGUAGUAUAUGGCCCCAAAAAUACAGCCACUCUGAACAGCUGGUACUGACUAUUUUAAAACAAUGUUGUGUAUGAAGCUGUCACAUUUCAACAUUGUUCCAGUUUGUUUAGAAAGCUGUUGUCAUUUGCCAGCAAACACGCAUAUUUUAAGAUGCCCUGUAAUCUGUAUUUCCUCUCGUAACGAUGCUGACCACCAAGAUGUUUGUGGUUUUUAAAUAGAAGUUUUAUUAUUUUCAUACUGUUUCUGUAUCAUACACAAUACAGAACUAACCCUUCCAUUAAAUGUGGGGUUCAGGAGAUGAGUUUGGCAGAAGAAGAAAGCCCAAUAGAAAGGCAGGCUUCUGCUUUAAACUACUUUGAACAAUGACAGGAAAUGUAGAAAAUGUAAAUUUAAUUAGUUUGGUAAUUUUAAGACGUAAUUUAAAAAAAAAAAAAGGUGGCAGUGGUGGGUGUUGCUCAACUGUCAGAAAGCCGGCGUGGUAAGAAAUACUUCUCCUUGUGCAUUAAGGGCAUAACGUCCCAGUAACGACUGAAUUCGGUAGUGAAAGCCCUCGACUGUGUGGCUGUGGGAUUUGCCCCAAAAGAGUUCUGUUCGAAAGUACUGUAAAUUAAAGCAGCAUUUCAGGGC